UAAACAGACCUGUUCUGUUUAAAAGUGAACUCUCAAGCUCAGCUUAGACCAUAACGGUGGAGAAUUGAUGUCUAUACUGUUGCACAUGUGACAGUAUAGACAUCAAUUCUCAAUUAACAUACAGCUGGCUUCUUCAUUGAUCAAAGAAAGGGUUCCUUUGAAAAAACAUGUUAACAUUUUUCAAAGCAGUUUAGCAGGGUUGUCUGUGUGUACUUUGCUUGUUCUCCCUAUGUCUCUGUAUUCUCCAUGUACUCUGGCUACCUCCCACAAAGACAUGCAGAUUAGGGUUAGGUUAAUUGGAGAAUUAAAUUUACUGUAAGUAUGAAAGUGAGAGUGAAUGGUUGUUUGUCUCUGUAUGUUGGUUCUGUGUCACGCUGGCGGCCUGUCCAGGGUGUGCCCCACCUCUCGCCCAAUGUCAGCUGGGGUAUAGGCUCCAGGUCCCCCUGAGACCCUCAAAGCAUGAGCCGUAUGACUGGAUAGACAGUAGUUUACUAAAGUUUCCCAAAGCCAUAUUGAGAACACACUAAUAUAGCAGUUUUAGGAAACCUGUGGAUCAGGAUGACGACAUUAGAAGUGAGACUGUUCAGGACUCUGGACAGCUCCCACCCUCUGCCAGCCCCUCCAGCCUCCAUCACAAACCGUGUGUCUGUGUGAAACAGUGGUGUUAACGAAACUAGGAAGUUAUGUGACUUUAGAAGAAAGACACACAUUUGAAGCACAUGCUUUUCACACAGUUUAGUUAAAUGUGUGACGGCCAACCUUAUUACACACUCUGUAAAUCUUGAUGGAGGGUAAUGUGUGACCUGGUACUGACGCUGAGUUCAUGUGCUGCGGACGCAGGAAUCGCUGGGAACAUUUAAAGCACAGAGCCAAUGUGUUUGCCAGUCAUAAAACCUCUCUUCUGCUUUUCAUGAGGUGCUGGAGCACACGUGACUCAUUGGUGUUUCGGUUUCUCAAUGAGUUGAUUUUCUUUUGGCGACAAGGCUGCAAGAGCCCAGGAUCCUUGAAAGCAUGGGAAUAACUUCAUUUUGAAACUAGUUUAACUGAAAAAAAGAAAUUAAAAAAUCAGUUGCUGCUCUAACGCCAGGUUAAUGACAUUUAUUUUCCAGGGCUGGUCCUUUGGGCAUUUUAUUACCACAGUGUACGUGUCUUUAAAGGAAGAAGAAAGUGAAGGGAGCAGAAGAAAAGAGGGACUGACUGCAACAGCAGGAGUUUUCUCACAGCUCGUCCUCUACCUUACUCUCUUCCAACUGCUCUCCCACGUCAUCGCAGCUUCACCGAGAUGAAGCUGAAGGAGGAAGUGAACCCCUUGCUGCUGCUCCUCUUCCACCUUAUGGUAUGGAUCUACACCGCCAUCACCUUCCUGCCAUGCUACCUCGUCAGCUGGUUCUCGGUGCCAGAGGCAGGGUUCUGCGGCUCAGAGGAGGAGCGAGCCAAGAGAGCGAAGGCCCGCUCUGUGAUGGGACAUCCCGAGGGACCCUACAGGGCGCUGAGUGCCACCAAGACUCUGGCGACGUCGCUGCACCCGGGAGUGGACACCCUGGAUAAGAUGUUUGAGUUCGCAGCCACGAGGUUCCCCCACAGAGACUGCCUCGGGACGAGGGUGGUGAUCACUGAGGAGGACGAAGAACAGAGCAAUGGGAAGGUGUUCAAGAAGGUGGUUCUUGGUGAGUACUCCUGGCGCUCCUACCACAAGGCCCUCACAGCAGCGUCCCAGCUGGGCAGCGGCCUGGCAUCGUUGGGUCAGAAGCCAAAAAGCAACAUAGCCAUCUUCUGUGAGACGCGAGCAGAGUGGCUCAUCGCUGCCGAGGCCUGCUUCAUGUACAACUUCCCAUUGGCCACCCUUUACUCCACACUGGGAGGUCCAGCCAUCGCUCAUGGGUUGAAUGAAACUGAGGUCACACACAUCAUCACCAGCAGAGAGCUCCUGGAAACUAGACUCAAGGAUAUCCUAAUUGAAGUUCCAAGGCUGCAGCAUAUCAUUGUGGUGGAUGACGCACCAACCUCAUGGCCCGGAUAUCCACGUGGCAUCACUGUCCACAACAUGGCUGCAGUUCAGGAGCUGGGGGCCAGGCCUGAGAAUGCCGCACGUGAGCGUAAGCAGCCGCUGCCUUCAGACAUUGCAGUAAUCAUGUACACCAGCGGAUCCACGGGCAGACCGAAGGGCGUCAUGAUCUCCCAUAGCAACCUUAUCGCUGGGAUCACAGGGAUGGCGGAGCGCAUACCUAAUCUGUGUGAGGAAGACACCUACAUUGGCUACCUGCCUCUUGCCCAUGUUUUGGAGCUCAGCGCAGAGCUCGUAUGUAUUUCUCAUGGCUGUAGGAUUGGCUACUCCUCGCCUCAGACUCUUGCUGACCAGUCAACAAAGAUCAGGAAAGGAAGCAAGGGAGACACCAGCGUCCUGCAGCCCACUCUGAUGGCAGCUGUUCCGGAGAUCAUGGAUCGUAUCUACAAGAACGUGAUGACCAAGGUCGAGGAGAUGAACUGUGUCCAGCGAACACUUUUCAUUCUGGCGUACAACUACAAGCUGGAGAAGCUCAGCGAAGGAUACAGCACACCUCUAUGUGACAAGUUGGUGUUCAGGAAAGUUCGCUCUCUGCUGGGAGGUCAGACGCGGGUCUUGCUAUCAGGAGGAGCGCCUCUCUCCGCAGCCACACAGCGCUUCAUGAAUGUGUGCUUGUGCUGCCCAGUGGGUCAGGGAUAUGGCCUGACGGAAACAUGCGGAGCUGGAACAAUCAGCGAACUGUGGGAUUACAGCACUGGCAGAGUGGGAGGACCGCUGGUCUGCUGUGAGAUAAAGCUAAAAGACUGGGUGGAGGGUGGUUACCGUAGCACAGACGAGCCGCAUCCUCGAGGAGAGAUUCUGAUCGGUGGACCGAACGUAACCAUGGGAUACUACAAGAGCGAGGAUAAAAACCAAGACUUUUUUGUAGACGAGAACGGUCAGCGGUGGUUCUGCACAGGAGACAUCGGAGAGUUUCACAAAGAUGGGUGCCUCAAAAUAAUAGAUCGUAAAAAAGACUUGGUGAAGCUGCAGGCAGGAGAGUACGUCUCCCUGGGGAAGGUGGAGGCCAUGUUGAAGAACUGUUCUCUGGUCGACAACAUCUGUGCUUAUGCCAACAGCGAUGAGACAUAUGUCAUUGGCUUUGUGGUGCCCAAUCAGAAGCAUUUGCUGGCUCUGGCUGACCAGUAUGGUAUCCGAGGAUCUCGGGAGGAGCUGUGCAACAGCAAGGCCAUGGAGGAGCUGGUCCUCAAGGUCAUCACCGAGGCUGCUCUCACUGCCCAGCUCGAGCGCUUUGAGAUUCCUCGCAAGAUCUGUCUAAGUCCAGAACCUUGGACUCCUGAGACCGGAUUAGUAACUGACGCAUUCAAACUCAAACGCAAGGAGCUGAAAACACACUACCAGGACGACAUUGAGAGAAUGUAUGGUGGGAAAUGACGGCAACGAUAGGCACAUCAUUGUUGAUUCUCAAAGAACAGACCAACACUUGACUGUGAAAAACUUCCAGUGCUCUCUCACUCCUCCCCUCUGCUCCCUAUUCCACCAGUAAAAACCACAGUGACCUUAAUCUGUGCUAAAUCUUAAUGUUCGUUAGAAGAAAGAAGGAUAAGGGUAGGAUGUUCCCCUUCACUGUGCACUUAUUUGAAUUUGCAACUUGAAAGCAGCCUGAAACAGAAAAAAAAAAAAAAA
This is a messenger RNA of Paralichthys olivaceus (Japanese flounder), 3691 nucleotides long. NCBI's taxonomy places the organism in Eukaryota, Metazoa, Chordata, Actinopteri, Pleuronectiformes, Paralichthyidae. The record is from RefSeq and is a predicted model, not a curated record.